AUGAUGCACUGUGUCCGUUGUCAUUUCCGAUUAAGCCAUCACAAAAGGACAGUAUGGAUCCCACCACUAUUAUGUGCUGUGGCCUUUGUGAUCUACAUUAUUUUCUUCUGUCCAGACUACUCCAAUCCAGUGGAGGUUGUGGAAGUGUUUGAUAAUCGUGUGUGUAUGUGUGGACUUUGUAAGCCAAGUAAGCUAAAGACGCCAUGGUUCGCAAAACGAUUCAAUGCAUCUGUACAACCUUUACUAGCAACAAAGGAUCAAGUGAUUGCGGGUCAUGUUCUAAAAUGGUGGUUGAGUCUCCAAGGAAAAAACAAUGCAAGUGACAUUCCAGGGAUACUUGAUCAGAUGUUCAAGGUUAUACCCAAUGGGAACCCAUAUGAAGAAGUGUAUAACAGGCCGUGUCGAACCUGUGCUGUUGUGGGGAAUUCUGGGAACCUUAAGGGAUCACGCCAUGGGAAAAACAUAGAUUCCCAUAAACUUAUUUUCAGAAUGAACAGAGCUCUCACUUCCGGAUUUGAAAAAGAUGUGGGCUUGAGAACCACUCAUCAUUUUAUGUAUCCAGAAAGUGCCAUGCACCUUUCAAAAGGAGUCCAUCUAGUCCUGGUGCCAUUCAAACUGCAGGAUCUUAGGUGGAUAACCAGUGCUCUCUCCACAGGAGAAAUCAAGUUUACAUACACAAGGGUCAAGCAGUACAUUCAAGCUGAUAAGGACAAGUGUAUUAUCUAUUUUUAG
Messenger RNA from Staurois parvus, 732 nucleotides. The record is from the annotation of a GenBank genome assembly. Lineage: Eukaryota; Metazoa; Chordata; Amphibia; Anura; Ranidae.